Syzygium oleosum is the source of this 3014-nucleotide messenger RNA. Its product is annotated as protein SENSITIVE TO UV 2. The record is from RefSeq and is a predicted model, not a curated record. The coding region runs from base 103 to 2313 and encodes 736 amino acids. NCBI's taxonomy places the organism in Eukaryota, Viridiplantae, Streptophyta, Magnoliopsida, Myrtales, Myrtaceae. Gene Ontology annotation, biological process: DNA damage response. The transcript has 12 exons.
CUCACUCUCUCUCUUCUCUCUGCUCACUCCUCCCAUGGCGACACCGCGACGCGAAGCUCCGGAACUCACCGCCCCGACCUCCGCCGAUCGUCGCCGGGAGAUAUGACGAUGGACGAAGACGGCGAAGGGUUCGAGGAGUGGGACGCCGAUUUCCUCGACCAGGUCAUCCAGGUCGAGGAGCGAGCGCUCUCCUCCGCUAAUCCUUCCCAAACCCAUCCUCAAACCCCCUCUCCCCUGCCUCCUCCGGCCACCUACCUGCCCCCUCCGCCUCGGCCCCCGCCGCCGCGGCCGCGCCAGCUCCUGUCGGCGGCGGCGGCGGCCGCCUCGGCCUCGGCCUCCUCCUCCUCGUCCUCACUCCCCUACGUCGCUUCCGUCAGCUACUCGCCUCCCAGGGAGCUCUCCCAGAGGCCGGCGAAUGGGGCCGCCAGGACCGCGUCCGCAUUGCCUUCCUCGCCGUCGCCGGCGUCGCGCUCCGGGAGUUUUGAGGAGUUCGAGAUUGAGAGUCUAAAGGCAGAACUCGGGUAUGUUCGGAAGGAGUGCACGUACCGGGAGCCGGAGCAUGCUAAAUUUAGGAAGGAAAGAGGAAGAAAGGAGGAGCAACUCAAAUCUGUAUCUUCUCGUGAUGGAGGGAGACUUACUGAUAAUCACAGUUCAAAGAGAAUUGGCUUGGAUCAGGGAGUGCCUACUUCAGCCACUGUCGUGCUGGAAGUUGAAAAUGCAAAAUCGUUAAGUAAUCAGGCUAGCUCUCAGACUAAGAUAGAAUCAACCUCUAAAACUGUUGGAGUUCAAACAGAUGAAGCUGGUGAAACUACUGGCAUUCAGUUCAAUAAUGAUCUAUAUGCUCGUCGGGGUCUCUCUAGGAAGUUACUAUCUGUGUGGAGUCCUUCACUUUACCAAAAUGCUGGAAGAAGUCUUCUUCCAAAGUUGUAUGUAGCUUGUCAUUCCCUUUUCAGAUGCAUGGGCAUAGAUGUAUCCUCGAAAAUCAAAAUGGACUCUUUGGCAGAUGGGAGCUCUACUGAUUUUUCUUGGUUGUGCCAUCCGUAUCCUCUCACUGCUUCAGAAGCUGCUAAAAUGUCUAAAUUUCAUUCUGUUUUCACAAAGGUUAACAAUGGAGUGUCCCAGUUAGAAGCCUUGAUCGAACCCCUGUUUGAUCUUUGUCAUUUAGACAAUGUCAAUAUUAUACAUAGGUCCCUCUGUAUACUGCACCUGAUUCUGAAGCAUCUAUGUAGCGAGGAAAGGAAAUGUGGUGAAAGGGAAAAUAUCACAGUUGAGGGACUUCUAUCCAAGAAGAGUUUUUUGUGCAUAUGUGAAUAUGGAAGUGGAAUCAGUGGACACCCUCUUUCUGUGAAUUGGGAUGAGAGAUCUUACAGUGUCUACGGUUCACGGGGCUUAAGCUCUUCUGGUCCAGAGAUACAGUUGAUGAAGAGCCAUAGCAUGCUAUUGUUCUCCUUUCGAGACUGGGCUUCUGUCUUUGAACUUAUGCGUCAACUUGUGCAGAAGAACACUGAAGAAUGUAUAAGGGUAGAGGCUGUCUCCAUCAUGAAUUUGAUUCUGCUAAGGGGCAGUGCUUAUGAGCACAGGGAAAAGUUCGGAUGUCCACUGGUUCUUGAAAGCAUUUCGACACUCCUAAAGAAGGAAUCUGGAUUAUGUGUCCAAGAGCAAGCAUUACAUCUGCUGUUCCUUCUAUUAAAUAGUCCAAAAAUCUUGGAGACGUUCUUCUGCGGUUUUAAAAAUAGGGAAUGUUCUUCCUCUAUGGAUGGCAACGAUGACAAAAACAUUACAAUUUUUCGAGGAUCUGAUGUUAUUCUUGAGGGCUUGGCAGAUUGUGUAUCUUCUAGGGGAAGUGGCAUACAAGACUUGAAGCUUCAAAGAAGAGCAACAAUGCUUCUGGCAUUUUUAGCCUCAUCUGGAACAACUGGCUUUGAAAUCCUUAUGAAUCACAAGCUAUCCAGUGGAGCAAACUUCCUUAUGUUGAUCUUGCAAGCAUUGAUAUCAGAGAUGGAUGCGGAAGCAGGAGGCCCUACUGAGCCACCAGAAUUCUUGAAAGAGAGGAGCUUACUGAUGCGGGAAGCUUUGAUAUUACUCAACCGGCUUGUGUCCAAACCUGUGUAUUCUGCUAGCUUACAGAUGUUGACAAACAGCAGAGAUAUGGCCUGCUUGACCAUUACCGUAGCAAACCGGAUGUCCCAAAGAAAUAUUAGGAUUACACAACUAGACAGCAUGCAUAGGCAGAUGAGGGAAUCUGAGGUCAUUGAAUUGGGAAGAGCAUUUAAACGAAGAGUUUAUGCUUAUCUAGGCGAUCAUGUAUCAUGAGAGCCCUCAUAUAACCGAGUGCUAUGAAAUUUUUGAUGGCAUCGGCAUUUGUUGAAGCCAGCUGAAAAAACUGAGCAAGCAAGGGCCCCUGCUCACCUUUUUGGGACGACGGAUGCAUUAGAUGGUGAGUUUUGGCACACUUAAGAGGAGCAUAAUCAAGGAGGACAAUUUUGUCGCUGAGAGGAUUAUCCCUAAAACUACUGAACCUGGAAGCUGAGGUUUUGGUCGGUUCAAGAUUCCAGCUUUUGUUCUUAUCCUCCGAAGGGUGUGGCUGGUCGGUUUAUGUAAUUUGGCUACUAUAAAAGCUGUCGGAAAUGUACUUAUCCCCGACAAUGUAACGGAGAACAUUUUUUGGCAUGCCGGGAAGUUUCGCCAUCAAUAAGAAUGAUUUUGUAUGUGAUGCUGUUCGUUCAUGCUGACAUUUUAGCAACCGACUUCAUUGAAUGUUUUCCGACUACACAUAUUCUGGUCCCCUCGGGUAGCUAGAUGAUAUGAUCUCGUCGACAGCAUUUUCAACAUAAAACUACUCAGCGAAAAGGACGGGAGCCUUAGCGAGAGCUUUUGUGUUAUUCUUUCACACCAAUCCAGGAACUUCUCAGCAUCUUUGUAUUGUUGAGACCAGUCCUGUUGUGGAUACGUCUGCCAGCAUGUUGUUGAAGACGUUGCAAAAUUUACAGAAAUGAACGCGAUUUUUUGAUUGA